Messenger RNA from Coccinella septempunctata (seven-spotted ladybird), 863 nucleotides. Its product is annotated as peritrophin-1-like. Gene Ontology annotation, cellular component: extracellular region. NCBI's taxonomy places the organism in Eukaryota, Metazoa, Arthropoda, Insecta, Coleoptera, Coccinellidae. The record is from RefSeq and is a predicted model, not a curated record. The coding region runs from base 106 to 771 and encodes 221 amino acids. The transcript is spliced from 5 exons. Gene Ontology annotation, molecular function: chitin binding.
AUCGAUUAUCAUCGAUAUGGUUUUUUUUCAAAAUCCAUCUGACAAUAAAUGAAUUGAAUUGUGAGCUCUUUCAGUAGUGCAGUACGACGAAGCAAUAACGCAACGAUGAUGAACUACUACCGAGUGUCAUUUUUACUUCUUGGACUGUUCUCUUUCAAUGCAGCACAAAAUUGUCCAGAAAACUUAACAAGUUCCACCCAGUACGUCUCCGAUCCCACAGAUUGCCGGAAUUAUUGGAUAUGCAAUCACAAAGUCCAAAAAAAGAUGAGAUGUCCUGCAAAUCAAUGUUUCAAUCCAGAAAUCAAUGAAUGCUCCUAUAAGGAUGGAAUAGAUUGUACUCAGGGUACUUUCUUCCCAGACUGCAGCAAUUGUACUAAAUACUAUGAAUGCUCCAAUGGAAACCAAAUUCACAUGACUUGUCCAGAGAAUUUGUGGUUUAACUUUGUCGAAGAAAGAUGCGAUUAUAUCAGGAACUAUCCAGUGCUUCAUGGGUGUGGAGAUAUUCGUUGCACAGAGGGACCAGACCGUAAGAAAUACAAGGUAGACAACGACAAAAGAAAAUUUAUAUGGUGCAUCAGUGGCAUGGCUUACCUGUAUGCUUGUGAAUGCAAGGACUAUGAGAGAUGUUACUUCGAUUAUGAAAAUCAAAAAUGUUGGAUCAAUGCUCAACCACAGCUGAAUAACUUCAUCAUGAAAGAAAGCUCCAUCAACAACUUUGAGAAUUCUUCAAUCCCGAAUAUAUGCAGAAGGGCACCUUUGCUAGACAACUAAUCGAAAAUUCAAUAAUGUGCAAUAAAAGUCGAAAAUUACUUGAAAUUCUUUUAUAUUAUUCAAAUUCAUACAAUUAAUUAUAAAAUACUCAA